UGGACUUUUAAAUCAUUGAUAACAUCACAGCAAUAUUUAAAACCUACCCAUAAAAUAAUUUUUGGUUCAUUUCAAUCUUCAAUAAUGACCUCAUUAUUUCAAGGACGGGAGACAUUGAGGAUUAAGAUUUUGGCGGCUUCAUCAUGACGGAGGUUUUGCCGAUUUCUCUGGUGAAUUUCAAUGCAGAUAGUGGCUAUUUAGAAGGUCUAGCACGUGGAAUUAAGGGUGGACUCUUAAAGCAAGCUGAUUAUCACGUGCUAGUACAGUGUGAAACUUUGGAUGACUUAAAGCUUCACCUGCAUGACACUGACUAUGGGGAAUUUCUCGCCAAUGAACCGGGACCUUUGACUGUGGGGAUCAUUGAAGAGAGAAUUCGCGAAAAGUUUGUGUCUGAGUUCCGCCACAUACGCAACCAAGCUGUAUACCCAUUAUCUUUAUUCUUGGAUUACAUCACAUACAGCUACAUGAUUGAUAAUAUUGUGCUUCUGAUAACAGGGACUCUUCAUGGCAGACCGAUAUCCGAACUUAUGACUAAAUGCCACCCUCUUGGGACAUUUUUGGAAAUGGAAACCCUGAAUAUUGCAACUAACCCUGCUGAAUUAUACAAUGCUGUACUCGUGGAUACGCCUUUAGCUCCAUUUUUUAUUGAUUGCAUUUCAGAGCAAGACUUAGAUGAACUUAAUAUAGAGAUAAUACGUAACACUUUGUACAGGGCCUAUAUUGAAGAUUUUUAUGCCUUCUGUAAAUCACUGGGUGGAAUCACUGCCGAGGUGAUGUGUGAGUUGUUGGCUUUUGAAGCUGAUAGGAGGGCGUUUAUCAUAACAAUCAAUUCAUUCGGGACAGAACUUUCGAACGAAGAUCGGUCCAAACUGUAUCCUCGCUGUGGAAAACUUAACCCAGAGGGGCUUGUUCAACUUGCUAAGGCUAACGAUUACGAGCAAGUAAAAUCUGUUGCCAGGUACUAUUCGAAUUAUUCCUCUUUGUUUGAAGAAACUGGUGAGGGCUUUGGGGAUAAGACAUUAGAAGAUAAAUUCUUUGAAUAUGAAGUUCAAUUGAAUGUAGACGCCUUCUUACAGCAGUUUCAUUAUGGUAUAUUCUACGCCCUUCUUAAAUUAAAGGAACAAGAAAUGAGAAACAUCGUUUGGAUUGCGGAGUGCGUUUCCCAACGUCAUCGUACCAAAAUUGACUCUUAUAUCAAUAUUCUAUGAUCUGAAUAUGACGUUUUGUUGAAAAAUUAUUCCACGCUUAAAAUGCGUUCUAAGCAUAAUGUUUUUGACUGUUAUAGCUUACUUUGGAUUUAUUUAUUUAAACUCGUGAAAAAUUUAUAUAAUUUAUUUUUUCUGUAUGAUUAAUUUCAAGUGAUUAUUAAAACGGUUUUAGUCGUCCGAAUCACUAAUAUCAAUUUUGAAAUUUCCUUUCGUAAAUAUCAUUUUACUUAGAUGCUUCCAUUCUUUCUCCUAACACCUGAUUUUUUGUUAAUGUUGUGUUGGAAUACCAAUAAACUAUGUGACAGUUCUCUGAAUUUUGUUUAAGUAGGUUUGUGCUUUAGGUGUCACACUAGUUGUUAGUGACGAGAAUUAAUUAUAUCAACUUUUAGUACAGUAAACACCUAGUUUCUAAAGGAAGAUCUGUUCACAUGCAUUUCCGAUUACUACUGAGUUUCAGCUUUUACAUGAAGAAAGUUGCUGUGUCUGUUCGUCAACAUCUGAGAUGUAACUCGACGGAGGCAGGUUAAUAUUAUCAUGACCAAUGUCUGUUUUUUAAUGGGUAAUCAAAAUAUUUCAUCGCUGCUUAGUAAUAAAGCUUUGUUUUAUUAUUAACCACAGAACUCCCAACACUUUCUAGGGAGAUACUUCUCUAGAAACCAUGGAAUCCCUGAUAUAUUUUAUAAAUUAGUCUUGAGAUAAUGUACUGUUGAUUCAGCAUCAGUGAUAUUUAGUUGCCGGAUUCGUUACACCAUAAAAAGUCUUGAUGAAUCACAUAUACAUGUCAGGCGCUCAUCAUUCUAUUAGGAUUAUACUAAUUUCUCAUUACUUCCCAAUCAGAAGUCCUUAUCGUAGGAUAUGCGAAACGCAAUGCAGAGGUUCGUAUUUUGUUUUAAUUCUGAAUAAUUUUAUCAAUUUGUCUUUUCAUACCUCGGCGAAAUUUAAGGUGUAACACAACUAAUCAUGUUCUGAAUUCAAAGUGUUCCGUGGCACCAGUGAUGUAAAAAGCAGCAAGUUUUAUUCCGAUGGGAUUCGAAAAAGUAGGGACCACGUCGACAAAAUUCAUGUGUUAUGUGUUUGAUAUGAACGGUAAAUACCUAGACAUUUCAAGUCCAAUUGUUAUCUCUGUGUACUUCCAUACAAAGAUGGCAGCUUUCACGUUUGACC
This is a messenger RNA of Schistosoma rodhaini, 2372 nucleotides long. Lineage: Eukaryota; Metazoa; Platyhelminthes; Trematoda; Strigeidida; Schistosomatidae. The record is from the annotation of a GenBank genome assembly.